Trypanosoma brucei brucei TREU927 is the source of this 9228-nucleotide messenger RNA. RefSeq lists its product as hypothetical. Bases 1 to 9228 code for a protein of 3075 amino acids. The record is from RefSeq and is a predicted model, not a curated record. The transcript has a single exon. Lineage: Eukaryota; Euglenozoa; Kinetoplastea; Trypanosomatida; Trypanosomatidae.
AUGGGUGAAGCAGAUGCGCCUUCUGGGGGUCAAGAAUCAAACUACUUACCUGUGGCAGCCGUAGUGAACAGCGGAAGUGCAUCAGGUUCAGGUGCUCACCGUGGUCCGAGACAUCAACGUGAGAGAUCGGGCGGAAACGAAAACACUGAGAAUGUACCUCCGCUGCCGAAGACUGGGCUAACCAAUGCAUCGUUCGUGAGGUUGGAGGAUCCUCGUGAUAUUGGUGAGGCCACUUCUACCGAAAUACUGUCUGAACCAGAUGACGAAGAGGAACAUUUGGUUACUUAUCAUGGCGUGAAGCUUAACGGGGACAAUUGGGUUGACGUGCUGAGGGGAUCGCGUGCUGUAUUCGACGAUGCCUUGGGUGCUGACGUAUGCGAUAUGCUUGCGCUUCCUCGCAGUAGUGUGAGGGAUGUAAAGGUGGGCGCUGAUGGACAGUCGGUUAUGUUUGGUGUGCGGCACCCCUUUUCACUACAAAAGGACGAAGUAAAUAAGGCACUGGAGAGCUGCCGGUUUACCAGUACGUUGAAGUUGUACGAUCUGCAAACUGAUUCUGGUCCAUUGGAAACUGACUCUCCCGUACUCAAGGCCUCUGAGAGUGCACCCCCAUCGCUCCGUGACGAGGAGUCUUCACAGCAUGGUGAUAUUAAGGGUGCCUCGUCUGUGAAAAAGAUCAAACCUCGUAAUCACAACAUAGGUGCUUGUUCAAUUACUGGCCAUUCUGCUUCCGUUGAAGUGUUGUACGGUGCGAUUUACGAUGAAGACGCUGCCGUAACGCACCACCGCGUAAAGUUUAACGGCAACAAUUGGGACUCUAUUGUGCACCACAAGGGUAUGGCCAUAAGGGAGGCGUUUGAUACUGACGUGAGUAAUGCGCUGGGUCUGCCCCGGGGCAGCGUGGAGGAUGUGACAUUGGCUCCUGAUGGGCUUUCAAUGAGUUUUAGUGUGCGACACCCAGCAUCAUUGCGGAGAAAAGAUGUUAAUAAAAUUCUGGCGAAGUGCCCAUUUGAGAACACAUGGAGGUUAUAUGAAUCAAAGAAAUCUUUUAAUAACUCCAGAGUUGCCUCUUUUGUGCUCAGAUCGUCGGUGAACGCACCUCCAUCGCUGAGGGCCGAAGAGGACGUAGGAGUGGUGCUGGGUGACUGGGACGCCAACCCACCCUUUGAAUUUCUUGUCCCAGCUACUGCGUCACAGAUGACGGUUGUGAGGCCCCCUAAUGCAGCCAGUGGUGAAUGUAACAUUAACUCUAUGCCCGAUGAUAUCCUGAUCAAUACAGAAGGUGAAGGUUUUGGCACUGUAACACGUCAUGAAGUAAAAUUUGAGGGAGACAAUUGGGGUGUUGUGCAUGAGAAGAAGCGUGUUGCAUUUGAUGAAGCAUUCGACGCUGACAUAUGCGGUGCAUUGGGCGUACCUCGGGGAAGUGUGGAGGAUAUGGUGUUAGCUUCUGAUGGACAGUUGGUUUCGUUUGGUGUGCGGCAUCCUGCCUCCUUAGGGAAAAAAGAUAUCAACAAAGCCCUAUCGAGCUGCCCAUUUGAAAACACAUGGAAGUUGUAUGAACCAAAGAAGUCCGCUUCUCCCUCGGAGCUCAACUCACCUGUUAUGAAGGCCACUAAGGGUGAGCUUGCGCCACUGCGAGCGGGGGAAGUUGUGGGACCAACACCCUUGGAGGUAGGGGGGCCUCGUGACCUUGCUGCUGAUGGUGCUACUGCAAAGACGUCCGGUCAACCCGUUGACGUAGAGACAAAUGUACUAACGCGUCACCGUGUAAAGUUUCACGGAGACAAUUGGGGUGUUGUGCAUGAGAAGAAGCGUGUUGCAUUUGAUGAAGCAUUCGACGCUGACAUAUGCGGUGCAUUGGGCGUACCUCGGGGAAGUGUGGAGGAUAUGGUGUUAGCUUCUGAUGGACAGUUGGUUUCGUUUGGUGUGCGGCAUCCUGCCUCCUUAGGGAAAAAAGAUAUCAACAAAGCCCUAUCGAGCUGCCCAUUUGAAAACACAUGGAAGUUGUAUGAACCUAAGAAGUCCGCUUCUCCCUCGGAGCUCAACUCACCUGUUAUGAAGGCCACUAAGGGUGAGCUUGCGCCACUGCGAGCGGGGGAAGUUGUGGGACCAACACCCUUGGAGGUAGGGGGGCCUCGUGACCUUGCUGCUGAUGGUGCUACUGCAAAGACGUCCGGUCAACCCGUUGACGUAGAGACAAAUGUACUAACGCGUCACCGUGUAAAGUUUCACGGAGACAAUUGGGGUGUUGUGCAUGAGAAGAAGCGUGUUGCAUUUGAUGAAGCAUUCGACGCUGACAUAUGCGGUGCAUUGGGCGUACCUCGGGGAAGUGUGGAGGAUAUGGUGUUAGCUUCUGAUGGACAGUUGGUUUCGUUUGGUGUGCGGCAUCCUGCCUCCUUAGGGAAAAAAGAUAUCAACAAAGCCCUAUCGAGCUGCCCAUUUGAAAACACAUGGAAGUUGUAUGAACCAAAGAAGUCCGCUUCUCCCUCGGAGCUCAACUCACCUGUUAUGAAGGCUACUAAGGGUGAGCUUGCGCCACUGCGAGCGGGGGAAGUUGUGGGACCAACACCCUUGGAGGUAGGGGGGCCUCGUGACCUUGCUGCUGAUGGUGCUACUGCAAAGACGUCCGGUCAACCCGUUGAACGAGAGGAUGGAUGUGUAACUUCCCAUGCUUUGAAGCUUGAGGGAGACAAUUGGGGUGCUGUGUAUGAAAAGAAGCGUGCUGCAUUUGAUGAAGCAUUCGACGCUGACAUAUGUGAUACACUGGGCGUACCUCGGGGAAGUGUGGAGGAUAUGGUGUUAGCUUCUGAUGGACAGUUGGUUUCGUUUGGCGUGCGGCAUCCUGCCUCCUUAGGGAAAAAAGAUAUCAACAAAGCCCUUUCGAGCUGCCCAUUUGAAAACACAUGGAAGUUGUAUGAACCAAAGAAGUCCGCUUCUCCCUCGGAGCUCAACUCACCUGUUAUGAAGGCCACUAAGGGUGAGCUUGCGCCACUGCGAGCGGGGGAAGUUGUGGGACCAACACCCUUGGAGGUAGGGGGGCCUCGUGACCUUGCUGCUGAUGGUGCUACUGCAAAGACGUCCGGUCAACCCGUUGAACGAGAGGAUGGAUGUGUAACUUCCCAUGCUUUGAAGCUUGAGGGAGACAAUUGGGGUGCUGUGUAUGAAAAGAAGCGUGCUGCAUUUGAUGAAGCAUUCGACGCUGACAUAUGUGAUACACUGGGCGUACCUCGGGGAAGUGUGGAGGAUAUGGUGUUAGCUUCUGAUGGACAGUUGGUUUCGUUUGGUGUGCGGCAUCCUGCCUCCUUAGGGAAAAAAGAUAUCAACAAAGCCCUUUCGAGCUGCCCAUUUGAAAACACAUGGAAGUUGUAUGAACCUAAGAAGUCCGCUUCUCCCUCCAGGUUUGACUCUCUUGUUCUGAUGACCACUAAGGGUGAGCUUGCGCCACUGCGAGCAGAGGAAGAGGCUGCCGGACCACUGCCCGAUGCUUCCGAUGCUUUUCCUUCAGCGACAGCCGCGGUAUCUAAUUUGUUGCCUGCAAAGGCAAUAAGAUCACGUUAUUUUUCAAGUGGUGAGUGUAACAUCACCACUAGUGGUGCUACCCCUAUAGCCCUAUAUGGAGCGUUGUGUGACAGUGACACUGUUGUCACACGGCACCGUGUGAGGUUUAAUGGGGAAAACUGGGAUUUGGUUUUACAACGCAGACGUGCAGAACUGGACGACGCGUUGGAUGCUGAUGUGAGCGAAGCGUUGGACCUGCCUCGAGGAAGCGUUAGUGAUAUUGAGUAUGUACCCGACGGCCUUACUGCGUCGUUUGGUGUGCGGCAUCCCGCGGCGUUCCGUAGGCGGGACAUCGCGCGUUUACUUUCGAAGGGUCAGUUUGCGAAUUUGUGGAAGAUGUACCCACGCAGCAGAAAUAUUGAUACUUUAGGGCCUUCGUUGUCCUCGUUGAAGGCAUCGGAAAAAGCCCCGCCGAACAUAGUAGGGGGGGAAGUCGUACCACCGGUCCCCAAUUUUUGUCAGAGCCGUGCUAAGGUUGACGCGGCAGGACUUCCUACUCGCGCAUCUGAUACGGUUACUCCAUCGGACUACACCAAUGGUCAACAGUCAGUUAUGAAAACGGAGAAGCGCGGCAGUGUUGUUGAUGGAGGUGAUACCAUUAUUACUUGCCACCGCGUAAAGCUGAGUGGAGCCAACUGGGUCGAGGUAGUUGAGACGAAACGGGCUGCAUUCGACGAAGCAUUCGAUACCGAUGUGUGUGAGGCAUUGGGCUUCCCCUUGGGUUGUGUGGAGGAUGUGCUGUUAGGUCCCGAUGGUCAUUCGGUUACGUUUGCGGUGCGCCACUCAGCCUCUUUGCAAAAGAGUGACGUCAAAAAGGUUCUUCGUCUUUGCCCAUUUGCUAACACAUUGCAGUUAUACCAUUCACGGAGAACUCUCCCUUCUUCUGAGGUUGCAUCCACCGUGCUUCGAGCAACUGAAAAGGAAAAACCUGCGCCGACACCGCGAAGCCACGGUUCAGCCAAACCUUCGACCGUAAAGGUGGCGGCGUCUUGUGACCUCGAGGGAAGGGGUGCUGACGGUGAUCCAGCCUUCGUUGAAGUAUUUAAUGGACUGAUCAGCGACGAAGAUACCUUGGUAACACGCCAUGGCGUACUGCUCAACGGAGAAAAUUGGCUUAAAUUACAUGAAAGCAAAUCUGCAGCGUUUAAUGACGCAUUCGAUGCUGAUGUGUGCGAGGCGCUGGGUCUUCCAUGCGGCAAUGUUGAAGGUAUAAAGUUGAAUCCCGACGGCCACCUAGUUACCUUCGGCGUUCGUCAUCCUAUUUCACAGCGGAGGGAGGAUAUCAACAGAGCUCUUGGAAAAUGCAGAUAUCAGAAUCUGAUGAAAUUGUACAACUCCCGUUCUGCUGUUUAUUCCUGUGUCGCCACAUCCCCCAUGCUUAGAGCAACAGAGACGGCGCGCGCGGCGUUAGCGACCCAAGAGUCGAUCUCACAACCUGCGGUCUCCGAGGUAGCCAAUACAACAUCGGUAGGGGUGGCGAAGUCGCGCAACCUUCUGGACGGAAGCGCGGCUGCGAGUAACUCUGCUUCUGUAGCCGGAUUGCAUGCUUUCCUUUCAGAUCAGCCGGUUGUAACCCAGCACGGUAUAAAAUUCAGCGGGGCCAACUGGGCUGAUGUGAUUGAAGGCCGUGCAAUGUUUGACGACGCGCUUGAUGCUGAUGUGUGUGAGGCGGUGGGUCUUCCUCGAGGGAGCGUUGAAGACAUACUACUAAGCUCUGAUGGACGCUCCGUCGCCUUUGGUGUACGCCAUCCUGCUUCCAUAAGCAAAGGGGAUAUCAAUCAAGCACUUGAUAACUGCAGAUUUGUCAACACUUUGAGGUUGUAUAAUAUGCGUUCUGCUGUUUAUUCCUGUGUCGCCAAAUCCCCCAUGCUUAGAGCAACAGAGACGGCGCGCGCGGCGUUAGCGACCCAAGAGUCGAUCUCACAACCUGCGGUCUCCGAGGUAGCCAAUACAACAUCGGUAGGGGUGGCGAAGUCGCGCAACCUUCUGGACGGAAGCGCGGCUGCGAGUAACUCUGCUUCUGUAGCCGGAUUGCAUGCUUUCCUUUCAGAUCAGCCGGUUGUAACCCAGCACGGUAUAAAAUUCAGCGGGGCCAACUGGGCUGAUGUGAUUGAAGGCCGUGCAAUGUUUGACGACGCGCUUGAUGCUGAUGUGUGUGAGGCGGUGGGUCUUCCUCGAGGGAGCGUUGAAGACAUACUACUAAGCUCUGAUGGACGCUCCGUCGCCUUUGGUGUACGCCAUCCUGCUUCCAUAAGCAAAGGGGAUAUCAAUCAAGCACUUGAUAACUGCAGAUUUGUCAACACUUUGAGGUUGUACGUCUCGCGAUGCCCUCCCGUUGUUUAUGAAGCCAGUCGACCACCACUAAAGGCUGCUGAGGCUGAGCAAUUGUCACUAAAGGCUGCUGAAACGAAGCGACCACCACUAAAGGCUGCUGAGGCUGAGCAAUCGUCACUAAAGGCUGCUGAAACGAAGCGACCACCACUAAAGGCUACUGAGGCUGAGCAAUCGUCACUAAAGGCUGCUGAAACGAAGCGACCACCACUAAAGGCUGCUGAGGCUGAGCAAUCGUCACUAAAGGCUGCUGAAACGAAGCGACCACCACUAAAGGCUGCUGAGGUUGGGCGACCACCACUAAAAGCUACUGAGGCUGAGCAAUCGUCACUAAAGGCUGCUGAAACGAAGCGACCACCACUAAAGGCUGCUGAGGUUGGGCGACCACCACUAAAAGCUACUGAGGCUGAGCAAUCGUCACUAAAGGCUGCUGAAACGAAGCGACCACCACUAAAAGCUACUGAGGCUGAGCAAUCGCCACUAAAGGUUACUGAAGCUAGGCGUGCACCACCAGCAAGAGCCACUGAGGUUGAGCGACCACCUCUAAAAGUGGUGGAGAUUAGCUCGCCAACGAGUUUCGUGGCGGGACCGAGGUCCGUGGGGCUCGUUAACCCCCCAAGUCUUGUGGAUACAGGCAUUAUUGGAAGUAGCUCUGCUUCAUUUGACAUACUGUAUGGCUCCCUGAAAGACGAAGGGGCUGUGGUAACCGAAUACCGUGCCAAGUUGAACGGGAGUCACUGGCGUGUUUUGCUGCAACACAGGUUCCUGGAGUUCGAGGAGGCCUUUUACGGUGAUGUGUGUGAUGCGCUGAGUCUUACGAAGGGGAGCGUGGACAACAUGGAACUAGACUCUGAUAUGCAGGCAUUUUCUUUUGGUGUGCGACAUCGCAGGUCACUUGAACCGAGUGCUGUGUUACGUCAGUUGGGAGAAUAUCAUUUUUCUAAAACUCGGGAAUUUUGUGACUCACAAAAACGGUUUGGUGUCGUUGUUGAUGAUCAUGACCAGCUCCUCACCCUAGAAAUUGCUUCGAAACAGGAACUACCGGAGGCUGAUGAUGGUUGCGACGAAGACUUGCGGCACUUGCAGACUUCAGGACGUAGUGAUCUGCCUUCUUCGCCUUCGUCCCCACUGUGCAUCAAGAAGACAAAUACACGAACAAUGCACUUUGGCAAUACCGGUGCCGGCGCUGUACGUUUACCGAAGACCAGGAAAUACGAGGCCGCUCCCGCGAACGCCACUGUGACGCAACACCGAGUUCAAUUUGUCGCCGAGAACUGCGGUCAUGUUGCCGAUGAGACGCGGGAGAAGGUCCCCCAAGCACUGAAUCUUGACGUCUGCGACGCACUGGGCAUUUCUUGGAAGUGCGUGGAGGAGGUAACGCUCAGCCCUGAUGGAAGACUUGUGACAUUUGGUGUGCGUCAUUCGCCGAAAAUGAGCCGUGCCGAUGUGAGGAGCGCGCUCAUAGCACACGAUUUCCCAUACACAUGGAAAGUUUAUGAACCGGAUACGCUAGUUGAGUUCGAAAGCGGAGUUGAACGUACUACCGCGGAACAAAAGUCACAAGCAACCCCGAAAGCAACGAGUACAUCAUCCAUAUAUUUCUCUCCUUCUUCCGUCCCACCGUUCGUGAGAGUUGCUGAGCCUCAAAAUUUUGUUAAGGACAGCUUUACUAUAAGUAACACUGCCUCUUUGGAGGUGCUUCACACUGCAAUCGGCGAUGGCACUGUCGUAACAAAGCACCGUGUCAAAUUCAAUGGGGACAAUUGGGGUGCUGUGCUUGAGAAGAAGCGUGCUGCAUUUGAUGAGGCGUUUGAUGCCGACGUGUGUGAUGCGUUAGACCUUCCUCGGGGAAGUGUGGAGGGGAUAACGUUGGGCUCAGAUGGCCUCUCAAUUGACUUCGGUGUGAGACACCCCGCUUCGUUGCACAAGGAUGAGGUGGAUCAUUUUCUGUCGACCUCUGAGUUUCCUGCGAUGUGGAACCUUUAUGAGCCGAAGAAGAAGGUCUUGUCAUCGAUUGUCAUGGGGGACACCGAAGAGCGUGAGACAACCUCUUUUAGUACUUCGCUGCCCCAACGCGCCUCUCCCGUCAGCGCCAAGGAGUUCCCAUCUUGUUUGCACCCCGCUCCCGGGGUUGCGUCCAGCUCCGUUCCAAUGGACCGCGCUGAUGGUGCAUCGGGUUCGGGUAAUGUGUGCCACUUAUACCGUGUUGGAUUUGUGGGGGGUUUCUGGAGCGGCAUCGUUGACAAGCGCUUUACUGCAGCAGUGGACUGCUUUAUGCGUGAUGCGGCUGUCGGAGAGGGUCUAGUCCCACGUAGUGUGGAGAGGGUUGUGUCGCUCGACUCUGGUAAUGUUGUGUUUUCCGUCUGGAUGGAGCAUGCGGCUGCUCUGUCGCAGAGUGAAGUGUGCACAGCGAUGGACAACGCCCCCUUUCCAUCCAUGUGGAAGCUAUAUGACGACUUGAUCAAUGAAGGUGUUGUCGGGCGGACCACGACGUUGCAUCGCGUGGGUUUGGUGGGGUCUGAGUGGGCGCAUGUGGCAAACGUUGAUCUGGUCAAAGAGGUAUUUAUCCAGGAUGUUGCAGAGGCACUUCGCCUCAGUCCUGAGGAUAUAAAUGUUAACGAGUACACAGUUAACGAUAAGCUCGUCAUCGGGUUCUACGUGAGCCAUUCCCACACCUUAACAGAAGUAGAUAUCGACGAUAUGUUGGCUAAUGCUCCACUCUCGCGUGUGUGGGGAUUAUGCCCGGUCCCUGGAACAAAUUCCUGGAAAGCUGCACACUGCAAGGGUUCGGCAAGAAGCAACUCCGGUUCCUUUCCACAUACCGAGCCCCUUCGUGGUGGCCGGUUUCGCGACCUUUCUCCAAUACCCUUGUCGGGUGGGAUUCCCGCUGAAACUCCGCACGACCGACGCUCAAAUUCUCAAUAUCGGCGGUCGUUGGGACCUCUUCAAGGCGUUGUAUCCCCGCCGAUGCGAAGGUAUGAUGGCCAUAACCAGCACUCCGGCCGGUUCUAUCAGGCAAAUAAGCGGUCGCCGGGUCAAUUCUCCCCCCCUAACCAACCAGUGGUGAAUACGAAGGGAGUACAUGCCAUGAGAAUGUCUCCACAAAGCGGCAGGUUUAAGGCAGGGAGCGCACGGGGCGGAGGGUCGCUGAUUGCCGGAUCUGACCCCGUUCGCGCAUCGCUUCCCCGAGUGGAUCUUUUGAAGGUGGGUGAGUUGCUUGCGCUGAUGCGCCGGCGACAGUUGGAAGAGGGGUCCACUCGCCUUCCACCUUUGACUGGGAGGGCACAACCCUACCCCAGUUGUGCCCCCAGUACCGUAAAGCGAUAUGUGGGAUCAAAGUGA